CUUCCUGUUUUGAGUUGAAUGAAAGUUCCCGUGUGUGUUGUGCCCGAGAAUCUACAAAAUCAUGCACACAACGUCCACGCUUGAACUUUAUCCUGAUUUCUGUGUAACACAGCUACUUUUUAAGGAUGUCAAGAACGCUGCAGAGUUGAGGAAGAGUGCCAUGGAAGGACUCGUACAGGGUGCCUUGAUAAACCCUACAAUGAUUGUCGAUCCUUUUCAGAUUUUAGUGGCAUCCAACAAAGCAGUACAUUUGCAAAAGAUUGGGAAGAUGAAAACGAGGAGCUUGUUCUCUGAAAUAAUAUUCAACCUUUCCCCGACCAAUAAUAUUUCAGAAGCAUUUAAAAGGUUUGGGAUCUCGGAUGGGGACAGUGCUGUGUAUGUUGUGCUGGUCUAUCCUGAAGAGGAUCCUGUUGAUGUCAGUGGUAUUGUCAACAAAAUCAAUGGCCAGCAGAUCCCAGUCGACACAAUUUCCUCACUAUCAGAUGUUCAAAAAAUACAGAAGUUUUACAAAGUAUCUCAACAGGAAGACAAAGUCGGGAGUCUUCUGGAUGCAGUAAUCUGCAGAAUGGCAAUUAAAGAUGUGAUGUAGAGCUACCAUGAGUUGACAGAUCUUUUUUUAAAGGUAGAGUAGUAAUUUCAGUCAUUUUCAAAACAUGCUGCCUAUUCAGAAAUGUGAUCCUUUCAUGAAUAUUUCCUUAUUAAUAAACUAAUAUACAGUGAUUUGGAAAGGUAUUUGCCCCCUUGCUGAUUUUGUACUUGACUUUGCACACUGAGAAUAUCCACCUUUUCAUGUAGAGUGCAGUCACGGUAGAUAAUGUUUGUGAAUGGGCAUUGUAAAUUAUGGGAAUAAACUGCUAAAAAUAUUACAUACUCUACAUGUAACCACAACACAUGCCAAUUUACUUCUGUCACCACCUCGGUCAAAACAACAAUCCUUCCUUAAAUUGAUUAAGAGUAUUAUUUUUAUACAUGUUUGUUUUUUUGAUGAGUUGGUACCACAGAGGCUUUGUGGAAUGCAUUUAUCUUAAGAUUUAAGAUUUGUUAAAAACAAACAUGAUCUGGGGUGAAUCUCUUUUUUUAUGUUAGAAGGAACACUCUUGUAAGUCUUAAUAUGAAGCAUUCUGUUUUAUUUUUGUUUGUGAUAUUUUAAACAUUAAACCAUUUAAAAGUUUCAAAGACUUGA
Molecule: messenger RNA, 1183 nt
Organism: Engraulis encrasicolus (European anchovy)
Lineage: Eukaryota; Metazoa; Chordata; Actinopteri; Clupeiformes; Engraulidae
Gene: tprkb
Product: Tp53rk binding protein
Exons: 4
Coding region: 62-589 (175 amino acids)
Biological process (GO): tRNA threonylcarbamoyladenosine modification
Cellular component (GO): nucleus; EKC/KEOPS complex; cytosol
Source: RefSeq, a predicted model, not a curated record